This is a messenger RNA of Silurus meridionalis, 931 nucleotides long. RefSeq lists its product as uncharacterized. The transcript has 3 exons. Lineage: Eukaryota; Metazoa; Chordata; Actinopteri; Siluriformes; Siluridae. The coding region runs from base 123 to 764 and encodes 213 amino acids. The record is from RefSeq and is a predicted model, not a curated record.
AAGAGAAAAGCGAAAAUAGACGUCGGUUUUGCGCAGGACAGGGUUACAGGAGAUCUUUAAAGGACAUCUAGCGUUUCUAUAACGUGUUUAAUAAGGGAACUUUAUUCCUCAAUACAACUACAAUGGCAUUUCAUUUGCAGCCAUUUCAAACUCGGAUUUUUAAGCCAUUCUUCAAGACCAUAUUUGUGACCAGAGUUUAUUUUGAGCCUCACGCUAAUGUCGAGAAACUCUGUAGGGAAAUCAUUUCACAUCUGAAGAUUAAUAACAAAGUGAAUGUAGUAGAAAGUAAUGAGGAGGAGUGUGAUGUCAAAGUGGUCUUCUGUCCGAUCGUCUCGCGCGCUGGAACCGACAUUGACGCGGCUCUGUAUCGCCUUACACGUGAGAAGCCCACUAUUAUGAUUGUACUUCACCACACUUUUGACCCAGAGCACAUUGCACCAAGCAGCAGCAGCUGGGAUAUCGAAAAUGUGAUGAUGAUGGUGGACGUCUUGUUUCAUGAGGACUCAGGACUGCUGAAAUGUUCAAAUAAUAAUAAAGCAAUAGAAAGAGCCGAACACUACCUACAGAAAAUCUCCCAACCUCAGCGUGUUGUAAAUAUGCUUGCUGUUAUAUCUGCUGGUGUAAUUGUUUCAGCUAGUGUAUUUGCUUUGAAAAAACGUGACAAAUUGCAAAAAAAGAUAAUCUAUCUCUACUUAUAUUUUAAAUGGAUGCGGCAUUUCAACAUGUUCUCUUGGCGUGAAAGUACUGAUUCAGAUGAGUUUUAGAUAGGAUUUAGAUAAGCACUCUCAAACAACAAUGUAUUAGUAUCCAAAAGUCUAACAUUAGUUGCAGUCACAUAUAUGGUGUAUGGUCUCUGAAUAAUUGUUAUUUGUGUCCUGUAUUUCUGCUUUGCUGACUGGACAUACUGUAAAUAAAAACGUGCUAAAACGUG